Molecule: messenger RNA, 1077 nt
Organism: Stegodyphus dumicola
Lineage: Eukaryota; Metazoa; Arthropoda; Arachnida; Araneae; Eresidae
Product: ERI1 exoribonuclease 3-like
Molecular function (GO): 3'-5'-RNA exonuclease activity; nucleic acid binding
Source: RefSeq, a predicted model, not a curated record
UAUCUUCUUUUCCGUACAUGUGUUGAAGUUUAAAAUGCGCUGUAUCCAUUUGUGAUCAAAAAAUUUUUUCACGGUAGCAGAUGUUAAGAAAAUGCUUGUUUAAGUGUUUCUUGAAAUUACCACGUAUAGUUUAGAAGGGAACUCAGAGUUUUGUGUAUAUUAAUCGUCAUGUUGCAUAUGCCAUUUAGAUUGUGUUUGAGAUCAAAAUGUGCUUUAGCCACAUUUUGUCAAAAACUGUUUUAUAGAAGUAGACCAAAUGCAUCUAACAUUACUCCAAAAUUUAAUUUACCUAAAAAGUCUAUAAAAGUUCCUAAGCACCGAAAAAUCCCUUUAUUCGAAUCUCAUUCUCUGGAACUAGCACCGAAGUUAUCUAAGAGGCCUGCACAGAAUUUUGAUUAUUUUCUUGUUAUUGAUUUUGAAGCAACUUGUGAUUCUCCUAGUAAUUUAGCUCCACAGGAAAUAAUAGAGUUUCCUGCCCUUAAAGUUUCCGGUAAAACUUUUGAAGUUGAAUCCACUUUUCAUUCUUAUGUUAGGCCAGUAAUAAAUCCACAACUCACGUCUUUCUGCACUGAGUUAACAGGCAUAAUUCAAGGAAUGCUAGAUUCUCAGCCUGUUUUCAAAGAUGUUUUUAAGAAUUUUUUGAUAUGGCUAGAAAAAGAAAAUCUGCUAGAGCCAGGAGUAAAAUUUGCAUUUGCCACUUCUGGUGAUCCUGAUUUGGAUUAUCUUUUGCCUGUUCAAUGCGAGCUGUCAAGGAUUGAUGUUCCUGAAUUUAUGAAACAAUGGAUAAAUGUGAAAAGAAGCUUUUGUGAAGUCAGUCCUUAUACAUGGCCAGAUAACUUAACUGCUAUGGUCAAGCUUUGUGGUUUAGAACAUGUUGGAGAAUUACAUUCUGGUCUUGAUGAUGCCAUGAAUAUUGCUCGUGUAAUGGCCAACUUGGCAGAUCGAGGAGUUGUGUUCAAUAACAACGGGUUUGUAAAGAAAACACCCGAAGAAUAAUUAUCUAUUUUGUAUGUCUUGUAGAAGUAUUCUUUCCAAAGUUAUAUGUACUUGUAAAAUAAAGUAUUUAUGUACAUUUUA